Culicoides brevitarsis is the source of this 3568-nucleotide messenger RNA. RefSeq names its product locomotion-related protein Hikaru genki (gene hig). The record is from RefSeq and is a predicted model, not a curated record. NCBI's taxonomy places the organism in Eukaryota, Metazoa, Arthropoda, Insecta, Diptera, Ceratopogonidae. The transcript is spliced from 12 exons. Bases 453 to 3194 code for a protein of 913 amino acids.
AAAAAAUAAAGUAAAGUGUUACCGGAAAACACAUACAUAAAAAUAAAACAAAUAAAAGUUUUAUCGUUUUGUGUGGAAAAUAAAAUAAAAUACAAAAAAAAAGUGAGAGGAAAGAAAAUUAAAAAUAAACAAAAAAUUUUAUUAAAUUUUCCGACAUAUUUAUGGCUUUCAUGUCGGAUAUUCGCCACAAAACAACAACAACAACAAGUGAAAUGAUUAUUACUUACAAGGAAACGCGCUUCAAUCAAUGAAUGUACAUAAAAAAAGUGAAUUAAAUUGAAAAACUUUUUUUUUGUGCGAAGGAAAAAUUUAAACAACGCAAAUAUUAAAAAAAAGUGAACGAAAUAAGAUUAAAGUAAACAGAAAUGGAUUAAAAGAGAAAGCUCGUUACACACAUGUAGCGAAGAAAUGUGAAAAUAAACAAGGAAAAGAAGCAAAAAAGUAAUAAAAACAUGAAAAUUUCAAAAUCAUUCAGUGAUCGUCGUGUUAACAACGCCAUGAAAAAUUGGCUCGUGUUACUGCUCGUUACCACAUCAGUAUUUCAUCUUGUACAAGCCGAGGGUGAAACAGAUGCCGCAUCAACAACUAUCGAACCACCUGGUCAAACGGGCUGUUCGCCUCCCGAAAUAAAAAUUGUUCGUCCGAAAAAACCGAUCGCCAGCACAACAACGCCAUCGACAACAACGACAUCCAGCACAACGACGCAACCAUAUGUCGCCUUCCAAACAACCCAAAUUUAUUUGCCGGCAAAUUUCAACACAUCCGACAUCCAAAUUGUCGAGAAAAAAGAUGCAAAUACCGAGGUAAUUUCGCAGCUGAGCGAAACAAAUUUGAAUUUGGGCGGCAGUGCGAGUGCCAUGAUCGGCAGUGCAGGCAUCGGAUUGCCCGACAUGAUGCGUUACGGCGAAACGAACCCCUUUUGGUGGACCGAAGGCAUCCAAAAUACCGCAACGCACACCACAAUGUCGCCCGAGGAGCUCGAAGCGAAGCGCGAACGUCGUCGUCGACGCAAAGAAAACAAAAGGCGUCGUCGCAGGAAGCAUAAACAGGACCAAGAAGGGGCCGAUGUCGAAAGUGAAGCAGCUUUUUAUGGAAAACAUCAUCAUUUGGGGGCAGAACAUCAUCGACAACGCCGCGAAGUAUGGAACGAGAAUUAUUACCAAGCUGACAAUUACGCGGAUGAGACAGUUGUCGACCCCAAAGAUGUCGAACCGAAUAUUUUUAACGCGAAUGACACCGCGAUGCACCCAAAUUUGAACAACGACGACGACGAAAAAGUCGAUAACAUAAAUUUCUUCGACCAAGUUUUCAAUUCGGUGAAUAAAAAACAAAAUUCCGGCUCUCGUCGCAAUCACAAGAAACGCGCAACGACCGUAACUGUCGAAAAAUUGACGCAAAAUAACGCGGGACGCGUCGAAAUUGACGAAGGUUCAUUGGAAGAAUUUGACGGAGAAGCGGAAACGUCGCCGAACGAAUCUCCGCGCGAAAAGAGGAAACGUCAAGAUGAUCAUUUUAUGCGACACAAGCGAAAAUCGGGCAAAACGACGGGCGCCUUGAGUCGCGCAAAAGCCGGAAGUAGUGACAGCAAGAGCAAAAGUAUCGACAGACACAACAAAGGCGCUGGAGCUGAAGAAGGCGAUUUUUGGGUGCCUCCGUUGCCAGAAUCCGAAGAAGAUUCCGACGAAGAGGAAGAAAGCACGGAAGAACCGGAAUUGGCGCAAUUUAGGGAAGUUACUGAAGUGAGAUUUCCCGCAGAAGUUGGGCCAUUGGGAGGACAGAGAGUUUGCAAGAUUAAAUGCGUUGAAGGAGAGUGGGUUGGACCGUUGUGUGCGCUGAAUGAACAAGACAAAGACGCUAAUGGCAACAUGAAAUUCGAGCCACUCUACAAACGAUGCGUCGUCGAUAAAAUUCCCGCUCAUUUGCAACUCAGCUAUAAAAAUGUUUCCGUGACAACUGGCUGGGAUUUGCCACAUGGAGGUAAAAUUGAGGCACGUUGCAAGGAUCUGGGCUUGUACAAGUUGAUUGGCGAAUCCAAAGUGCUCUGCUCAAAUGGAUUAUGGGCACCUAAAAUGCCCACUUGCGUACCGACAACACUUUUAACUAAUUACUCCGAUGACAGUCCCCCAUCCAUCCGCAUCAAAGUAGGCGUCGGUUCGGCAUCCUAUGAGCCAUCUGGUGUCUUGGCAGUGUUGCCGGGCAGCACCAUUCAUCUCGAUUGCAUGUAUCCGCGACGUCGUGGAUCUCCCGAAUGGACAUGGACAGGCUGGUUUCGACAAUAUUUAACGGGAUGGUCUGCCGUACCUGACGAGAAAGGCUCCCGCUAUCGCUUGACAGUGAAAGACAUACAAAAUGCUGAUUCCGGCACUUACACUUGUGCAUCGCCGCGUGGAUUGACAAACAGCAUAAUCAUCAUUGUGGCAGUAUCAAAUUGCACUCCGCUUCCUCCGCCGACACUUCCAUUGACCGUAAAACUCGAAGGAUUGAAACUUGGGCAACGCGCUGCUUACCAUUGCCCCACGGGUUACAUGCUUCAAGGCUCGGAAAAUGCAACUUGUUUGGCUUCGGGCAAUUGGAGUUCGCCUGUUCCGACGUGCAUUCCCAUUCAAUGUCCUCCGCUCUUCUUGGAUGAUCCGCAUUUGAGUUUAGUUGAGUUAAAUACUUCCGCUUGGGGUCGUGCUGUGUUCCGAUGUUCAUGGGGAUACAAAUUGACGGGCAUGCCAACGAUUGAAUGCGAGCCAAGUGGUCGAUGGAGCGGCGCAAUUCCACGUUGUCGAGCAAUUCAAUGUACUCAACCUGUUGUUCCGUUGAAUGGAAGAAUUGAUGGGCACUCAGGACAUGCAAAUUCUGUUCAGCGAAAACAUUCUGUGGGAUCUCUCGUGACUUUUAGUUGCACCGAAGGACAUUUACUCGUCGGAGAAGCAAGUAUCGUGUGUACUGAAACUGGAUUUUGGUCACAUCCGCCGCCAUUUUGCAAUGCUCAAUGUCCUUACCCGGGCGAUCCGCCAAAUGGUUUGAUAGCGCCGCUCAAAUUCCAUUACGAUCCGGGAGACUUCUUGACAGUUCAGUGUCGCACGGGUUUCGUCGAACAAGGCGUCAAUGGCAUGCCGCCCGAGAGACCAAAAUGUCUCGCUGAUGGCACGUGGUCCGGCAACACGCCUCAUUGUGUGUCAUAUACCGAAGUUGGAGAUCGUUAAAGUAGCUCGUAAGUGAUUUGAAUGAAUUUUAAGUCUUUUUCGAACAAAAACAAUCGUUUUCUUCUGUAAAAUAUUUCAAUCAAUUUUAAAAAUAUUUAAUAAUAAUAAUUAAUUCGUAGUUGACAGUAUUUCAAAGAAAAAAAAAUUAUACAAAAAAUAUUUACAAAAAAAUACAAAUUUUAUUUUUUUAAUGAAAAAAUAUCACAGAAGUGAACAAUUUAUUGUGUGAUCAAUGUAAAACCAAUCUCCCGGUGUAAAAUUUUUAAUAUUAAAAAAAAGUGUAUUUAUUUACAUUCACUUCAAAUUAAAAUUAAAAAUGAUAAAAAGAGUCAUUUUACGCAUAUCAAUGAUGAUGAUCAAUAUGGUCAAAUUGU